Aspergillus vadensis CBS 113365 is the source of this 1950-nucleotide messenger RNA. Its product is annotated as WD40 repeat-like protein. Lineage: Eukaryota; Fungi; Ascomycota; Eurotiomycetes; Eurotiales; Aspergillaceae. Gene Ontology annotation, molecular function: protein binding. Gene Ontology annotation, biological process: proteasome-mediated ubiquitin-dependent protein catabolic process. The transcript has 5 exons. The record is from RefSeq and is a predicted model, not a curated record. Gene Ontology annotation, cellular component: GID complex. Bases 1 to 1950 code for a protein of 649 amino acids.
AUGCGCCCGGAUGGCAUUUCCAGUACAAACGGCUCCUCCCAUACGUUGAAUGGCUCAAAUGCAUCCCCGUCCCAGAAGACAGCUUUCGCCCACUCUCUGAACGGCCAAACGAGUUUCACAGCCUCCAACGGAGACGUACGCACGAACGGGUCUCAAAAAGCGUCAGUCGGCCCUCCGUCAUACUAUGGUCAUGACCGAGAAGAAGUUACCAGGAUCUUGAUCCAAGCCCUGUUUGACCUUGGCUAUGAUGGGGCCGCGACGCUUCUAAGCAAAGAGAGUGGCUAUCAACUGGAGAGCCCAGCAGUUGCUACGUUUAGAAAUGCGGUGUUAGAGGGCCGAUGGACCGAGGCGGAACAUAUACUGGUGCAGUCAUUCUAUCCGGAUCGAGGUGGUUGGAAGGGUAAUACCGGCGAGCAAGCGACGAAUAGGGAGAAGCUGGUUUUGGUGGAAGAUGCUCAAAAGAAUGAAAUGCUCUUUUACCUGCGACAGCAAAAAUUCCUCGAAUUGUUGGAAGCCCGCGAUUUGGCGGCGGCCCUAAUAGUUCUGAGACAUGAACUGACACCGCUGAACUAUGACAUAGGACGGUUACACGCCCUCUCUCGCGGCACCACUGUGAGUGAAACUGACUUUCAUGCUAGUCUACUCAUGUGCCCCCCGGAACAUCUCCACGACCAGGCCGGCUGGGACGGUCCCAUAAGCUCUUCUCGAGAACGUUUGUUAUCGGAAUUGUCUCGUGAGUCCCCAAACCCAGGGUUCGGAGCUGUAACAGCGCAUGCCGCUAACAACUUAGUAGGGUCAAUAUCGCCUUCUGUAAUGAUUCCGGACAAUCGUCUUGCUAUUCUGCUGGAUCACGUCAAACAAACACAGAUCAACCAGUGCUUAUAUCAUAAUUCCGCAUCACCACCUUCAUUAUAUUCAGAUCACAUGUGUGAUCGCAAAGACUUUCCUUUGCAGACCGGAAUUGAGUUGAACCAGCAUUCCGACGAGGUGUGGUGGUGCCAGUUCUCGAACGACGGGACGAAGCUGGUCACUGCCAGUAAAGAUCAGACUGUAAUCAUUUACGAAACCAGCACCUUCUCUGUGAUACAGAAGCUUUUGGGUCAUGAGGAUGGUGUUGCACAGUGUGCAUGGAGCCCGGAUGACUCGAAGAUCAUUACCUGUUCUCAGGACAAGACCGCCCGCGUGUGGAGCGUUGAGUUGGCAAAGACUGGUCGUUGCCUUCUGACCAUCAAUCACCACCGUCAUCCCGUGACAGCUGCGGCGUGGGCUCCUGAUGGCGAGUCUUUCGUAACAGCGGCUCUGGACGUGAGCUCACAACUCUGUCAUUGGGGCAUGCGUGGACAGACCUUAUACAUGUGGCCGGACGGCUUCCGCGUCCAAGACUGUGCUAUCACGCCCGAUGGCCGGAGACUUAUCGCGGCAGACCUUGAUCAGAAGGUCCACGUCUAUAACCUUGCGACCCGCGAUGAAGAAUACUGCCUAGCCCUGAAAAGCAAGCCAACCUCAGUCGCUGUUAGCAGGGACUCCCGUCACAUGCUGAUCAACUCCGCCGACGGGCAAAUACAGCUUGUUGACAUCAACACCACAGACGUUGUGCGACGAUUUUCAGGGCAGAAGCAAGGGCAUUUCGUGAUUCGCAGUGUCUUUGGUGGUGCGGCGGAAAACUUUAUUGUUAGCGGAAGUGAAGAUUCUCGUGUUUAUAUCUUCCACAAAGAAGCUGGCACACUUGUAGAGGCAUUAGAGGGGCACGUACGAGGAUGUGUAAAUUCCAUGUCCUGGAAUCCCCGAGACCCAGGAAUGUUUGCUUCUGCUGGCGACGACUGCUUGGUUAGAAUUUGGACACGUGAACGUGACAUACGGCCGAAUGUUUCAGCGGGCAAGCACAGGGCAGUAUCGACAAGUGGUUUCACUCGCACCAGCGCUCUGCGUUCAACAUCAAGCUUCAAUUAG